AUGGAACAGAUAAAUUACACUGAAGUAACUUAUUUCAUUAUUAAGGGUAUUUCUGAAAAGCCCGAGCUGCAGGCACCGAUCUUCUUUCUAAUUCUUCUUAUUUAUCUCAUUUGUCUUGGUGGUAACAUAAUGAUUAUUCUGCUUGUCUCUCUAGAUCCUCAACUCCGCACCCCUAUGUAUUUCUUCUUGAGUAACUUGUCCCUCAUUGACAUUUUCUCAACCACCGUCAACCUACAUAAUAUAUUGUUUAGCUUCAUAUCAGGAGACAAAACAACAUCUUUUAUUAGCUGCUUGACUCAUAUGUAUAUAUUUUCAUCAUUGCAAAGUGAUGUGCUUUUACUACUAGCGGUCAUGGGCUACGACCGUUAUGCAGCUAUCUGUAACCCCUUGCAUUAUCGUAUGAAGAUGAACCAAAAUAUUUGUGUUAUAUUGGCCACUGUCUCUUGGGUAAUGGGUUUUAUGGAAGUCACACCUAUACUAGUAGCAAUAUUAAGCUUCACAUGUUAUAAAUCCAACAUAAUAAAUCAUUUUUUCUGUGAUGUUAUGCCAUUGAAGAAACUCAUUUGCAGUGAUACUACGUUUUUGGACCUUUAUAUACUUAUUGUUGGAAGUUUGAUCGGAUGUUUCACUCCAUUUAGUCUCACUUUCAUCUCUUAUAUGUUUAUUAUUAACACCAUCAUGAGAAUUAAUUCCAGCACUGGAAGACGUAAAGCCUUCUACACAUGCUCCUCCCACCUCAUCGUUGUUAUCCUUCUUUAUACAACGAUCUUCUGCCAAUAUCUGACACCAGAAUCAAUGGGUAACUUAGAAAGCAAAAAACUUUUUUCUCUCUUUAAUACAGCAGUAGUUCCCAUACUGAAUCCAAUGAUUUACAGCCUGAAAAAUAAAGAUGUGAAAUCAUCACUUAGACGAUUUUUAAAAGCAUUUAAGGUUUCUUUUUAA
This is a messenger RNA of Bombina bombina (fire-bellied toad), 942 nucleotides long. Its product is annotated as olfactory receptor 6C1-like. Gene Ontology annotation, biological process: G protein-coupled receptor signaling pathway. Bases 1 to 942 code for a protein of 313 amino acids. Lineage: Eukaryota; Metazoa; Chordata; Amphibia; Anura; Bombinatoridae. The record is from RefSeq and is a predicted model, not a curated record. The transcript has a single exon. Gene Ontology annotation, molecular function: G protein-coupled receptor activity; olfactory receptor activity. Gene Ontology annotation, cellular component: membrane.